GCGCAGCACAUUUUCUCAUCCGGCGUCGUCGACGCGUGCUUCCUUCCCGGUGUAGCUCAGCUGAGCUGACGCGCGAGGCAUGAAUUCCGUCGUGCGUGCCCCCUUUCAGUUGCCUCGGGGACUUUAGCGGUUGGACGACCCGACGGCAACGCCACGUGCAUUUUUGUGCCGUACACCUACCUCGUCGACGCGUGCGCGGCCUUCGUCUAGCGCUGCGCUGUGACCACUUGCUCCGUGCGAGGAAACCUGCUUCGAGCUAGACGGCGAAGGUUCAGACAAGAAAGAAACAGGACACGCGUUGAAACAGAAGGCCGUUUUACGUCAGUAUCGCCAUUAUACUCUUUCAAGACGGGUUUUUCGUUUCGUUCUCCCAGACGGCACGCAGUGAUCGGAGCUUCGCCGUAGCGGUGCGGCGCGCGUCUCGUCUCCUCGGCAAAGAGCUCGCUGCUGCUGCGGGCCAUCGAAGAUGGCCCGUCCUUGGCAGCGUAGCCUGGACAUCAUGCCGCCCAGCCGAAAGGCUAGCAAGCCGGCAGAGGAAGAACCGCCCGUGGAUGAACUGUACCCGACCAAGCUGUCGAUGGGAGAGGUGAACCCUGCCUUCCACGACGACACGCGCUUGGACGCUACGGAAAUGCAGUAUCAGCUGUCUCUGGGCUCCAACUCCGCUCACGGCGGCCGUGCGGACUCUUCGAACCAUCGGUCGGAGUCGCCCUCCCCCGAGAAGGCUCCCUGGAAGAAGCGGCUCCCCUUCUUCGCCAAGGUGGCCGUGGUUCUGCUGUUCCACGCUUACCUGGCGGCGGGCAUCUCCCUCACGUGGAGCAGCACGCCCGACUACUGCCACGACGUGAAGUUCCUCACCGUCAUCACCGUGAUCGCGUACGUUUACGUUCUGUGGCGCUUGGUAAACUCGCUGUUGGAGAGGACCGGUGGGGUUUGUGACGCGUACCAGAGCCUCCGCGAUCGCGUAGCAGUGACGUGGAAGAAGAGCCGCUUGUUGCGGCCGUGCACGUGGUUGUUGGUGUGGCUGUGUCUGCUUUCGUUUCUGGUGUACGACUCGAUCAAGGACAUCCAGCGACUCAUCUCUCUCGCCGGCAUCGUCGUCCUCAUCUUGAUCGGAUUUAUCUUCUCUAACGCCCGCUUCAGGGUCAACUGGUACCAGGUGAUGUGGGGACUCCUGCUUCAGUUCCUGCUCGGACUCGCCGUGCUGCGCUGGAGCCACGGCAGGGACGCGCUGCAGUGCCUCGCCGACAAGGCGAAGAACUUCCUAGACUACACAAACAGCGGGUCCUACUUCGUCUUUGGUCACCUAGCUUCCGGAUGGAACUUGACGCAAGCGCUCGGCGACCUGGUACCCAAGCAGGACAUGAUGCAAAACGUCACCAACGUCACUAACGUCACCACUGUGCCUAUCGCCGACACUAUAAAGUCACUGCCCGCCGUUUUCAUGUUCCAGGCGCUGCCGGUGAUACUUUUCUUCAGCUUCUUCGUGAACAUUCUGUAUUUCUACGGCAUCAUGCAACGGCUCGUGCUUAUCGUGGGCAGUUUCUUGCAAUUCACCAUCGGAACCACGGUGUGCGAGUCCAUGACGGCGGCCGCCAACAUCUUCCUGGGGAUGACCGAGGCGCCGCUGGUUGUUCGGCCGUUCCUGUCAAAGAUGACGAAGUCGGAACUGCACACGGUCAUGACCGGUGGCUUCGCCACCAUUGCCGGUAGCGUCAUGGCCGCGUACAUACACUUCGGCGUGAACCCCGCCCACCUGAUGACGGCGUCCAUCAUGAGCGCGCCGGCCGCGCGCUAUUCCAAGCUACUCUACCCGGAGACGGAAGAGAGUCAGACGCAGCGGGACAACAUCGAGAUGCCCAGGAGCGAGGAGAGAAACGUCCUGGAAGCGGCUUCCAACGGGACCAACGUGGGUCUCGCCAUGAUCGGCAGCAUCGUGGCGAACCUGGUCGGUUUCCUGGCCUUCAUCGCCUUCCUGAACAGCACGCUCCAGUGGUUCGGCUCCAUCGUCACUUUGGACUUUCUCACCUUCGAGUGGCUGCUGGCGAAGAUCUUCACACCGUUGGCUUUCAUAAUGGGCGUGCCCUGGAAGGACUGCGGCGCCGUCGGAGAGUUGAUUGGCAUCAAGACGUUCGCCAACGAGUUCAUCGCCUACUCGAGGCUCGCCGGCGUCAUCCACCAGCUCGACGAGAGGUCGACGGUGAUAGCGACGUACGCCCUGUGUGGUUUCUCAAACCUCGGUUCCAUCGGCAUCUGCAUAGGCGGAUUAGGGGCCAUCGCCCCCGACCGCAAGGGUGAUUUGGCCGCGCUGUCUUUCCGGGCGCUGGCUGCUGGAUCGGCCGCUUGCUUCCUCACUGCCUGUGUGGCUGGAAGUCUCAUACCCUAAGAC
Molecule: messenger RNA, 2389 nt
Organism: Rhipicephalus sanguineus (brown dog tick)
Lineage: Eukaryota; Metazoa; Arthropoda; Arachnida; Ixodida; Ixodidae
Product: solute carrier family 28 member 3-like
Biological process (GO): nucleoside transmembrane transport
Cellular component (GO): membrane
Molecular function (GO): nucleoside:sodium symporter activity
Source: RefSeq, a predicted model, not a curated record